Molecule: messenger RNA, 2250 nt
Organism: Notolabrus celidotus (New Zealand spotty)
Lineage: Eukaryota; Metazoa; Chordata; Actinopteri; Labriformes; Labridae
Gene: dcaf17
Product: ddb1 and cul4 associated factor 17
Exons: 14
Coding region: 466-1995 (509 amino acids)
Biological process (GO): protein ubiquitination
Cellular component (GO): Cul4-RING E3 ubiquitin ligase complex
Source: RefSeq, a predicted model, not a curated record
CGUCCUUCUUCCUGCAGCAGAAGAAGACGGAUGUAGAGCGCUGCAACAGUGCAGCCAGUUAGCACUGACAGCUAGCUAAACUAACACCACACCGGUCAACGUGCUCCACUAUUUCCUACAAGUGUGAACUGCCAUCUUUAUGUUCUAUCCCUGGACAACAAUUCAAUCUAAAAAACUCUACGUCAUAUAAAAAACAAGAUAGAUGCGACCUUGAAUGAAUUAAUCGAGAUGUCGAAGUACAAACUUCAGUAAGCAGUUUACUUCAGGUGUUCAAGCUAACCAUAAAACGAGGAAGGGGGUCCAGUGGUUCUCGAGAGGAUGGAGGGGUUCUCCUAAAGUUUUGCCACCUUCAACUGGGAAAACAUAUCACCCUUACCUGGCUCUGGCAGCAGUCUUGAGGUCGGCACAGGUCGUGGUCUGUUAUCAUGCUACCAGGCAUCCUCCUGUAGGAACAAGGUUCACCUGAUGAUGGCGCCGUGUCGGAGGAAAAGAGCCGUCCACAGUACUGAGCUGUUGAGCUGGAGGAGUAGAGGCAUCAAGGAUGCUGGCACUAUUCUCAGACACAAUAUGAAGAUCCUCAGGGCUAUCCUCCUUCAGGACAACAGAAAUUUCAUUAAAGUCUGGAGUAAGACUUCAAAAUCCACAAUAACAUAUGAGAGUGGAAAAAUCUACUUUGAAAAUUACCAGAGCUGCUACAGCUGUCUUCAUUCACAGCCUCAUGUCCUCUAUAAGCUGCCCAAGAGGUCUAAACUGGAGAAAUUUGAAGAUGCCUUGCUGUGUCAGAGCUCAGUGGACAAAACACUACCCUUCCCUUCUGAUCACAAACCCAGUCUCUUGGCUCUGUCAGCCAAUAACUGGCUGUAUCGUCUCUCCCCUGAAACGGGAGAAGAGCUGCAAAAGGUUUACCUUUCUCCUAACCAUAAGUUCAGGUACCUUGGAUGGGAUGUUGGCCAAGAGAUGUUUUACGUGAAAUCUGUUCAAAACAAAGAAACUUCUCUUGCAAGACAGGCAGGCAUUACCCAGAACACAGUGAUGCAUUUGGCCAUCUUUCGUGUUUUCCCCUUGGAAAUCGUGGGCAUUUUGGAGAUCAACAAGAAGGUAUUUGGAAAUGGUGUUACGGAUGUUGCCCUGUCUCAGGGUGUCCUCAUGGUGUCCCACAGCAACAAGUCAGUGAAGCUGUAUAGCUUUGAGCACAUCCUCAAAACGCAUUUGACAGAGAAGAUAACACUUGGAAAACCGAGUUCACUUCUCGGAGGCAGAACAGUGGGAGAAUCUCCGUUUGGCAUUCCAGUAAAUAUCCAGAUCUCAGAUUGCCCUCCGGUGCUUUUCGAGGUGUCAAGCAAUAAUGGGGUCCAGGUUGGAGGUCAUCCAUGGCAUUACAUCUACACACCACCACAUAAAAAACACCAGGGGACUCACCACAUCUGUUCCCUCAAGGAUGGCAGUAUGGCAACAAAUGGUAUUCAGAACAUGAACUGCUGCUCUCUGGAGAGUGACGGGAUCUUCUUCCACCCUGACGACUCAGGGCGAAUCAUUCAUAUCGGACCGAUCACCAUAAAUGUCCUCAAAAUCCUGGGUGAACUGAACAGCAGUUUGCCAUCAAAGGUUGUUUUGGAUUUUUCCAUGGCAACCCAUCGAAACAACAAUCCUACCUCACAGGUCACUGUCACGUCAUCAGGCCGCACAGUCAAGAGAAGAUUUCAACAGCUGGAUGAUGACCCAGAACAAGAGACUUUCCGUACGGUGGAAUAUGAGGAUGAGCUGGACCUUCUGGCUGUUGUGGUAACUAACGGCGAGGAGGGAGAAGGAAGAGCCAGCAUCCGACUACAUGACAACCUGAGCGGGGAGUUGCUGCACACAGUCGAUCUCGAUGAACCAUGGGAUGAAACUUAUCGACAUGAGCUGGUCUUUGACAAAGACACGAUAGUUCAUAUUGAACAAAAGAACGCCAACUUCUGCUGCCAUGUGUAUAAACUUGAGAGCACAACAAAAUAAGUGGCUGAAAGGUGAAGUAGUUUUGCUGAGACUGUGUAAAUAUCUGUUUCCAAAAUUUGCUUUUGUACUGUAAAACUUGUGGUGCUGCUUUUUACAUCCCCACCAUUAUGUUUUUUCUUGUAAUACUUUAUAAUGAAGUUGUAUCUUUUAAAAUCACUGUAGAGCUCUACACAGUUGACCAUGUUCUGUCACAGGACCUCUUUUUUUCAAAACCGUUUCUCUUAAGAAAUUAAAAUGAUGUAUUUUUCCAAGUUA